Anopheles aquasalis is the source of this 4385-nucleotide messenger RNA. It is a transcript of the gene HIPP1, whose product is annotated as HP1 and insulator partner protein 1. The record is from RefSeq and is a predicted model, not a curated record. Lineage: Eukaryota; Metazoa; Arthropoda; Insecta; Diptera; Culicidae.
GUGGGCAAAGCCAAAAUCGAAACAAAUAGAGAAAUCCGAACAAAAAUCGGUGCUUGUGGCGCGAAUUACUCCAACAGAGAAUCAAAAAGUGCAUCACGAGUGCGAUACGGAGACACGUUCACUUUUGGUUCGGCAGGCGAGCUAGCGCGCUGCGAUAAUACGAGGCAAACGCGCGAACGCUUGCAAGGCUGUGGGAAGCAGCAGCAGCACCGCUUCGCUACGAGUGUAUCCUCGCGCCGAUGUUGCUUUCUUAUCACAGCAGACUACAUUUAAAAUUUCCACAAUCAUGAGCAUCUCGACGAAGCAAGUAAAUCCUACGAUGGACAGGGAUGAUCGCGAGGUGGGACCCACUGCUUCCAAUGCCAGCAAUCUAGAAGGCGAUGUGUUAUCCGACGACGCUUUGUACGGUACGGCGGGACCCGCGAUCAAGGCGGCCACACUAGCAGAAGAUGUUUGCUUGCUGAGUGACGAUGAAAACAAAAUUCUGACCACACUCGAACCAGCUACGAAACGUUCGCCGGAAGAACCCAAACCCGAUCGACGUUCAGAUGCCACGCCGAAGAUUUCAAAAGCAACAUCGCAGCUCGCGGAUAAGCAUAAUACGGUCACGAAAGAGAAGAUCGCAGCAAAGCCAUCUACGGAACCGGUGCAGGAUGGUGUAAAACCAGCGAUACAGUUACCUUCGAAGGAGGAUCUGAUAAACAAGAUCCGCAGCCGGUUAAGCAAAACGUUGGAGGUGAAACCGGUGCAUCCGCAACCGGCAGAGGAGGUCGUCGAUACAAGCGGCAUUAUCGAGAUCCCGCCCGAUCUCAUACUGAGUACGGAAAUUCCGGCAACGCCGGUUGCUUCGACAGCAACGAAAGAGGCCGAACUGGAGGACCACGAUUUGAUCGCCAUUCUCGAGGGUAACGAAGUGCAGAUACGGCGGGCAGCUGACAUCGGUGCAAGCGACGAGACAAGUGUUGCCGAUGACUCGAUGAUGUUCGAGGAGAUGCAGAUUGUAAUUGUGAACGGUGAUGAGCUGCAACAGGCGCAACUGGAGCGGGAAAAGGAAAUAGCUCGUCGGCAAAUGGCGAACCUCCCGCCACCACAGAAGAGAGGACGACCAAAGCAGAAACCAGAUCUUGCUAAAUCAGGUACGGAGCGACCAGCGGUGAAGAAGUCAAAUGAUUUAGCAGGACCAGCCAAGGGUACAGCGGUUACAGAACAGCAGCAACCGCAGCCGCAGCAGCAGCAGCAGCAGUUGCUGCAGGUGAAAUCGCAGCAGGUGACAGUACUGGGUCAAACGACGAUACGGCCUAUUCCAAAGAAGUCGAGUUCACCGGUCGCCGUGGUAGCAAAGUUAAAGGAUGAGUUUGUGAAGAUAAAAAGUGAGGAAAUAUCGCCCUCCAAGCCAAAAUCCAGUAUCUUACCAACGGUGAACAGAUCGUUACUGAAACCAGCGGCACAUUCAGCUGAUACGGUGGACAAAAAGUUGGUAAAACUAUCUAAACCGUCUCCUGCCAAUAGUGCUUCGCCAGCGACCGGGACGAAGAAAGAUUUGAUCGAUUCGCUUGUAUCGGACUGGGAUGACGAUACGGUCGGAAACGCUUUGCCCCUUAAGGCUGAGAAAACACAAUCGACUGCCAAACCUUUACCGGAACGACCCGCAAUCGUUCAGCAACCUAGCGUUCCGGAACAGUCAGCAGCAGAACCACCGAAACGAUUGGUUAAGAAGAAGAUCAUAUGGGAUCCAUCGGACGCAACGGUACCGUUUUCGGUGCUAGUGAAAUCGAAUCGCUCGGAAGUGCCAAUCACUGCCGGUGGUAGUACGCCAAAGAUGCACCAGGAAGGGUCUAUACGAUUCCGAAAGCGUGCCGAUUCCGUCGCCGUGCACAUGAUCGAAGAUCGUUCCAAGCGCGCUCCAUUCGUUGUUUCGCAGCGUAAGCGCGCGAUCACGCCCGAACCGAGCAAACCGAAGGAUGCUGCAAUGAUGGAACCACCGGUCCCGCAAACGACUGACGCAAAAGCGUCGAAAAAACGUAAAAAUGAAAUUGAAAAGUUGCUCGGGGAUGAGGGUGCCAUUAAUAUGCUGUACGAGGUCGAGUGCGAAACGACGCACACGGAUCUGCUCAAGGGUGCCGCGGUCGAUACGAGUGACGAGGAGGAGAAAUUACAGGCGAAAGCGAAAAUUAUCACCGAUGCAGUUAUCAAGCAGGGUAAAUCUCCAAAUGAGGUGACUACUGUGGCCGGGGUUCGUGUACGACCGAAACGUGCCCCAACACCUUCCCCGGUUAUACCGCAGACGAUAGGUACGAACAAAGGUAGCACCAAUGCCCUGGCUGACGCUCUUCCCGAAAUCAAGGCAAAGAAAACUACAAGUCCUAACACUAGUGGUAACAACGGUUCAGUGAAACCUAUUCGUGGGACCGCCACCGGGCCAGGCAGGAAGAGAAGAAACACAUCGGCCACCAAAAACUGGGACUACGUGUACAAUGCACCGGGCGGCGAGGAUGCGAUGAUCAUACGUCGGCGUUCGAACAGUUCCUAUUCGAGCUGCGAUAGUCCGCGGCGGUUAAGUGUCGAAUGCCUACCGGGACCAGAUGAAACCGUAAAGUCAUCGCCGCCUAGGGAAUCCAAAAAGAAGUCCCUCGACGAUGAUGAGGAUGUGUUUGCGAAGCCUACUAAUACUGCUACACCAAAGCUAGUACCCAUCGUGGACGCCAAGCUGUUGAGUAACAUGAAGGACAUUAUGAGUAAAGCGUUGAAGGGUAAAAUUGUGAAAACGGAACCACCGUCAGAACCGAAGGAAGCUGAACUAAUGACUUCUUCCCCACCGAGUGACAGUAAGCCGGUACCAAAGAAGCCCCGUAUCAAACAGGUACCAAUGCGGACGGUAGCGUCGGUAAACGCGUUCGAUGAAAGGUUAAAUAAGUGCAUAGAGCAGCUGAAGCAAAUCACAUGCUCCAAGACUGGACCCUGCGUCGAGGUGAGGCUCAACUCGCGUGGAGUUUUACCUCAGGCGGGUAAAUACAAGGAACCGCUGCAGAAUGUUUUCUCCUGUACCGUCAUGAAGGAGCUGACAGAGUUGUUUCCAUUGCUGGAGAAGGAUUCUUCCAUAAAGGCGGUGCUGCUAUGCUCAGAGGGAUCUGAUUUUAGUCGUGGACUGGACAUCGGUCAUCUGAUUCGGACAGAGGGGUCUGAGCUGAAGAAUGCCACACUGGAGCUGAGCGAGUGUCUCAAAAUAUUCCUGAAAACGCUUCUCUGCUUCACCAAACCAAUCGUAGCAGCCGUGCAGGGCGAUGUGCUCGGGCUGGGCGUGAUGCUGUUGCCCGUAUUCGAUGUUGUAGUUGCCCAGACUGGCACUAGCUUUAUGGCACCGUACGGACAGUUGGCCUAUCUUCCGGAGGGCCUUAAAGCGUUUUCCAGUUGUCGAACAUUGAAAUCAAAAGCGCAUACCGAUUUGCUGUUGCUGGGCAAACGGAUCUCCUGCCAGAACGCACUCGAUUUCGGGUUGAUCACGGAGCAAGUAGAACCAAAUCGCGUCCACGUCCGGGCGCAGCAGCUGACGAAAACGUUGGCCACCCAAUCCAGCCAGGCUUUGCAGUCGAUAAAAAGUCAUCUGCGGCAGGAUUUGCUCAACAACCUAGACGCGGUGCUGGCACAGGAGCAAAAGCAACAUGUGAAGCAAUGGGUAACGCCAGAGUGUCAGCAAAUGUUUAAAGAAUUCGUCAGCAAGGGAGGUGUGCUGUAAAGGCGAAAUCCUCGAGUAUUGGACAAAGUGUAAUUGUAUUACCAGCUGAUGGGUGAUCUAGGGAUCUAGCAUUUCCUUAUCCUCCUCCUAUUAUCAGUUGUUAAUUGAUCAAUCGUACGAAAUGUUAUUUUUUUCAAUUGUUAGUGAGGUAUUUUUAAAGAUGGUUUACAUCCAAUCGCAUCCGUAGAACCGUACAGUGCCUAGGUAGAGCCAGCUCUACCGUACCUGCGGGUAUGAUCAACAUAGUUUUGUUCUUCAAACCGCACCACAUAUCGGAUAACUAGGGCGUACACGUAGAAGAGCCUAUAGUUUAACUGUUAAAGUGCAAAUAUCGUAGUUUGAGUAAGCAAACCAUUUCUAAAUAAUAUUUUCUAUCAAAAGUCUAAUGAUUAAGCAUUACAUAUUGUUGAUGCAAAUGAUGAUCCUCAUUUGGAUUAUUUUUUCAUUCAUUUAGAUAGUUUUUUUUUCUUUUAGCAAAAAGGCAGAUUGUAAUAUCUGGGUUCUAGGUAUAAUAUUAUCCCGCGCGCAGUGAGAUUGGGCAGAUAAGGCAGUAAGGCUAGAGGAUAGGAAAGCGGAACAGGCAAUAGCCGUUAGUCCUUUCGAACAAUUAUGCUUUGCUCAAUAAACUGUACAAAGUGUUUGUUUAACAGUU